Aptenodytes forsteri (emperor penguin) is the source of this 954-nucleotide messenger RNA. RefSeq names its product nodal homolog. Gene Ontology annotation, cellular component: extracellular region. Bases 1 to 954 code for a protein of 317 amino acids. NCBI's taxonomy places the organism in Eukaryota, Metazoa, Chordata, Aves, Sphenisciformes, Spheniscidae. The transcript is spliced from 3 exons. Gene Ontology annotation, molecular function: growth factor activity; cytokine activity; type I activin receptor binding. Gene Ontology annotation, biological process: SMAD protein signal transduction; BMP signaling pathway. The record is from RefSeq and is a predicted model, not a curated record.
AUGUCCACGGGCUCCCUGCAGAACGGCUCCCGCUGGGCGCUUUCCUUCGACAUGUCCUCCCUCUCCAGCAGCCAGGAGGUGAAUCUGGCCGAGCUCCGUGUCCGCCUGCCGGGCUUCUCCCCAGCCCGCAAUGUCUCCCUGGACAUCUAUCACAGCCGGCGGCGGAGGUGCUGGGGCAGUGGGACCUGUGCCCACCAGCUCUUCCUGGGCACCGUAGCUGGCAGCCCCUCUUCCACCCAGGCCUCCUGGAAAGUCUUUGAGGUCACCAGCCUGCUCCGGUCCUGGCUCCACCAAGACAUGGCCCCUGCACACCACGGUCCCACGGGAAGGGAGUGGUGGGAGGCGAGUGGGUCGGCCACCCCAGCCACCGACUCAACGCGCUUGCCCACCUCGAGCAACGCUGGCCACAGGCAGCCAGCCCUGCCCCAGGACGUGACGGAUGGAGUCCUGCUGCUCGUCUUCUCCAGGGACAAGUCUCCGGGAGACCACAGCCUCAUCAGGACAGCCGAGACCUCCAAGCACGUCAUGCGUGACAGCAGCUCCCAGGGCACGGGGACCCGCCGGCAUCGCAGGAACAGGAAGGAGAAGCAAAGGAUCAAAGUGAGCGACGCUGCCGCUGCCGUCCCAGGGGAGGAGGUCCGGUCCUUGUGCAGGAGGGUGGACAUGAUGGUGGAUUUCGAGCAGACCGGCUGGGGCAGCUGGAUUGUCUACCCCAAAAAGUACAACGCCUACCGGUGCGAAGGGCAGUGUCCGUCACCCGUGGAUGAGACCUUCAAGCCCACCAACCACGCCUACAUACAGAGUUUGCUGCAGCUCUACAAGCCCAACCAGGUGCCCUGCCCCGCCUGCUCCCCGGUCAGGAUGAGUCCUCUCUCCAUGCUCUACUACGAGAAGGGUGAAAUCGUCGUCCGCCACCACGAGGACAUGAUCAUCGAGGAGUGUGGCUGCAACUGA